AUGGUCAUGGGACACGGAUGCCUUGGACUCUCAGUCCGGAAAGGGAAAUGCUGGGCUGCUGGCAUCUUCGAUUUCCGGCGCCCCUUGUUUGGGUUCUCGCAAAAUUCCAGCUGCAGGCCGCUGCAGCAAAGAUCGGUGGUAGCAGAGAGGAAGAGGAGUCGAUCGCCAAGCAUAUCGUCGCUCCUGUCGAGGCUGCGGCUGGUGACCGUUGACGUGACGGGCACCCUGAUCGCCUACAGGGGCCAGCUCGGCGACUACUACUGCAUGGCGGCCAAGUCCGCCGGGAUGCCGUGCCCAGACUACGGGCGCGUGCACGAGGGCUUCAAGUUCGCCUACGCCGACAUGAGCAGGAGGCACCCCUGCUUCGGCCACGCCGCCGCCAUGCCCACCGCCGACUGGUGGAAGACGUGCGUCAGGGACUCCUUCGUCAGGGUAAGCACCUUGUAA
Messenger RNA from Miscanthus lutarioriparius, 447 nucleotides. The record is from the annotation of a GenBank genome assembly. Lineage: Eukaryota; Viridiplantae; Streptophyta; Magnoliopsida; Poales; Poaceae.